CCCGCAUCGAUUGCCUGUUAGGCUCUCCCGUUCACGAAAGCUAGUAGUCGCUGGUUCGCGAAAGCUAGUUCGUCGCCGUUCGUGAAAGCUAGUCGUUGCCCGUUCGCGAUAGCGGUAGACUCAACUUGUGAUCGUCCCGUUCGGCUCUUGAGUUGUGCAGAAGUCGCCUCGGAGUCGAAAGUAGUGGUGAACGCGUGAACGUGCGAUAGUCUCUCUGUGUUCUUUCCGCUCCUUAUUCCUCACUUCGUCUGUGUGACCGUUUUAGCCGAUCGAUAAAACUUUCUGGUCGCCUCGUCUCGUCCGUCUUGAACGAUUAGAUUCGAUUGGCGGAAAACUGUCGGCGACAGGCGCUAAGCGCUGUUGGCCAGGAGCAGAAAGAUUGCCGUGGUUGACUGUCGUUGGCUGUUGCUGUCUGUUGCUGACCGGCAGCCAUGGCGACCGUUUUGCAGAAGAUCAAAGACAUCGAAGAUGAGAUGGCUCGGACACAGAAGAAUAAGGCCACGGCGCAUCACUUGGGCCUGCUUAAAGCCAAGCUAGCCAAGCUUCGGCGGGAGAUCCUGACGCCGUCGGGAGGCAAGGGGGGCGGAGGAGCAGGCGAGGGGUUCGACGUGACCAAGAGCGGAGACUCGAGAGUGGGGCUCGUGGGCUUUCCUUCUGUGGGGAAGUCAACCCUGCUGAAUAAGCUCACGGGAACCUUCUCAGAGGUGGCGUCCUACGAGUUCACAACGCUCACAUGCAUUCCUGGUGUCAUCCGCUACAGAGGGGCUAAGAUCCAGCUGCUGGAUCUACCAGGAAUUAUUGAGGGGGCAAAGGACGGAAAAGGGCGCGGAAGGCAGGUCAUCUCGACGGCCCGCACGUGCAACUGCAUCGUCAUAGUGCUGGAUGCGAUCAAGCCCAUCACGCACAAGAGGCUCAUUGAGAAGGAGCUCGAGGGCUUUGGUAUCAGGCUGAACAAGGAGCCCCCGAACCUGACGUUCCGGCGCAAGGACAAGGGCGGCAUCAGCAUCACUGCCUCAUGCGCCGUCACCAACCUGGACCUGGACACUGUGAAAGCCGUGUGCUCCGAGUACCGCAUCCACAACGCGGACGUGCACCUGAGAUACGACGCGACUGUGGACGACCUGAUCGACGUGAUAGAGGGCAGCCGCGUGUACAUCCCGUGCGUGUAUGCGGUCAACAAGAUCGACCAGAUCACACUCGAAGAGCUCGAGGUGCUGGAUAAGCUGCCGCACUACUGCCCCGUCAGUGCUCACUUGGAGUGGAACCUGGACGGCCUUUUAGAGAAGGUGUGGGAGUACCUUGACCUCGUGCGCGUGUUCACCAAGCCGCGGGGGGCGAACCCAGACUACGAGGAUCCGGUGAUUUUGUCGGCCAAGACGCGCACGGUGGACGACUUUUGCAACCGCAUCCACAAGGACAUGUCCAAGCAGUUCAAAUAUGCACUUGUGUGGGGGUCCAGCGCAAAGCACAAGCCACAGCGAGUCGGCAAGGAGCACGAGUUGGAGGACGAGGACGUGGUGCAGAUUGUGAAGAAGGUUUGAGGUGAGGCCAUGCCGCACUGCAUGUCAUCAGCGAUGCUGCUGCCAUGCCCUGCUUAACUGCCAGGGUCAAGUGCUCCUUAUGGUACCGUAUUAGAGACGGGCCCAGGCCUGCUUCGCUCUGAGGCCAGCUUCCCCGCUCUCUCCAACUUCUGCCUUCCAUUCUGGUGGCUGUGUGAUCCUUGCCUGUAGAGGCAAGGGAUGUGGCUGAGUGGAUGGAGACUGGGGACAGUGGAAUACUGUUGAGAGGAAUUUCUGUGGAAUGAAGUUCAGCUGGGAAGGGGCACCAGCCUCACGUGCAGUGCUCGUGAGUCGUGACCAUUGACGCUUUGGAUUCCUGCUGGUUUCGGUGCUUUGAACGUCCAGCUUGCUCUGCUAGAUGGCAAGGCCAUGCUGGGGACUUCCAGCUUCACACGACGCUCUAGGCCUUUUGGUGUUGUCAGGUAGUGCACGCUUGGUUGUGUUGUGCUUUCUGGACUCCAGUCAUGUGAAGCUACCGGUACAUGUGCUGUUGGGUUCAAGGAACACACCCACGCCACGAUUUGGAGUAUGUGUGCUCACGCAGGAAAACGUUUUCGUCAAGACACGCAGGGAAGCUGAGUUAGAAGGAAUACUCCGAGUUUGAAGCAAUAGUUAAGUUUGAGGGAAUACGCCGAG
Closterium sp. NIES-67 is the source of this 2195-nucleotide messenger RNA. NCBI's taxonomy places the organism in Eukaryota, Viridiplantae, Streptophyta, Zygnematophyceae, Desmidiales, Closteriaceae. The record is from the annotation of a GenBank genome assembly.